GCAAUGCAAAUUGCAAUUGCCAAGUGCUAACAAGACGUAACAAGUAACGAUAUAAAUUAUUAUUGUUUUUUCUGUUAUUUUGACCGUUUUUAAAUAUUCUGAACAUUCGUCAGCUCGACUCAGAUUUUGUACAGUCGUAUUUCGUAUAGAUAACCGUAUAGUUAAGUUACUACUGAUUUGUGGAUUGUGGUGAAAUCAUGUUUUCCUGCAAAGAUGUCGAGAAGUCAAAAUUAUUUAAAUCCGUAUCUUUGAUCAAUACUGUAUCAUGUGUUAGGUUUAUCGAUCGAUUUCUAUUAGCGGGUAUUGGCAAUAUUUUGCUGGUCUACGACACGGAGUCUAGAGACCUUUGUCUGCGUAGAAAGAUCUUUGAUAAAGCUUCGAUACAUGGCAUUCAGUUUAAUGACAAACAAAUGUUGGUUGCUGUACAUGGAGAAAGAUAUGUGGCCAUUUAUAAACUGACGUCACAAAUGGAUUUUCUUAUUGAAUUUGAUUGUAUUCUAAUAACCACGGAUUGGGUAUGUAACAUUCUAUGGAUGAAUUCAAAUUGUUUAUUAACAGUAUCUGCACAUAAUGUGGCAACAGUUUGGAGCUUGGAUCUUAAAAAAAAAAUUAGUUCCUCAAGUUGUGAUGAAAGAUGUAUAUUAUACUCAGCAACAUCAAUUGGCGAAGAUGAAGAAACUAUUAUUGUAUUUUCAGGAACAGUUUUCAGGGAAAUUGUGAUUUGGAGUCCUUUUAGGAGAUCAAAUGGCUUAAAUAUCUUACAUAGAUUACAAAUGCAUGAAGGUGUUAUAUUUUCAAUCACGGUGAACAAAUCCAAUUCUAUUAUAAGUUCUACAUCUGAUGAUCGAAGUAUAGUUAUCUGGAAUGUUGAGCCAUUUGCUGAGCACCAAAAUACUUAUGAUCACUGGAAGUUUGCAAAGAUUACACCAGCUUAUUCAUUUUAUGCACACAAAGCUAGAGUGUGGAAAAGUAUUUUAAUGCAAUCUGGCAACAUAUUGAGCGCUGGAGAAGACGGUCAAAUAUGUUUGAAAACUUCUUCAAAAACUUACCAAUGGGAAGAAAGUAGAGGUUCUCAAGUUCGUAGUUUAGACUGUAUGGAAAUAAGAAAUCUUGCAGCUAGUGGAUGUACGACUGGGAGUGUUGGAUUAUGGUCACUAGACACUGUUCCUAAGAGUGAAAUUUUAGCAGACUAUAAAAAAGAUAACCGCUAUCCAAAACAUUUAGUUGUGUUGAGUAACACUGGUACAUACGUACUUUAUUCUGAUGGCCUUGUUGUCUUGUACAAAAACAAUACCAGUCACAAUAUCUAUCAGAAUGAUGUCUUGGGCUGCACUCUGACAAUGGUGAAAUCCCCCUGUGAAACAAAAGUAUCUUUUACGACUAGCAGUGGACAUAUAAUUAUUCUAAAAAGCACCAGUAUUCAAGUAUUUUUUGAUAAAAUUUCUCCAGAAAAAAUUGUUUCUACUAUUUGGUUGAAUAAUAAUCAAAUAAUCGUAUGUUUUAAAGGAAAUACAAUUUUUUAUUAUGAAGUAUUUGAAGAUCUGAAAUUAAAUCAUUUGGAUACGUUUUGCAUUUGUUCAAAAACUAGUUCUUGGAUAACAGCUGCCGUAUUAAUUGAAGACCUAAUCUUUGCUGGUUGUAAUGAAGGAUCUAUUUACUUAUUCAAAUUAAAUCAUCGAGAACCAUUACAAGUAUUCAGUAAAAUUCACAGUUUUGCUGGUGUUACUGCAAUGUGGACACAUGAGAAGUAUUCUAAUUUUACGGUCGUUAGUUCCGUAGGACGAGAUGGUCAUCAUAGAUAUUGGAAUGUCAGUAUUCUGUUAGAAUCAGUGUUUGAAAUACGUUGUGAUAUAUUACCUACAAAAUGGCCAUUUGUCAUAACUAACUCGAAAGUUCAUGGAUUAUUGAUUUGCGGUUUUAAAGAAAGCAAUUUAAUUGUGUACAGUCCAAUAGAACAAAGAAUUUUGGCGACUGUUCCUUGUGGAGGUGGUCAUAGAGCAUGGGAUUUGACAUUUAUCAAUGAUUGUGAUUCAAUAUAUUUUGUUUGCAGCUCAUCAAGUAAUAAAUUAGAAUCAAAUGAAAUACCCCUACAUGGUCAUCAUAGACUAUUGAAAGGUUUUCAUUCGAUGAUUGUAAAUUGCAUGGCACAAGUAACUGAUGAGUUAAUGAUAACCGGCAGUGAUGACACUACUAUUAGAUUGACUCGUUUUAAUGAUGCGGUUGAUAAUUUGUUAACAUUACGAAGUCAUAUAUCAUCAGUUCGUUCUGUAUCUUGUCUUACUUUAAAGCCUAAUGUAUACAUUAUCGUAACAGCUGGCGGUAGAGCUCAGUUGAAAAUUUGGACUUUGAAUAUAACAGAUAAUAAUGUGUAUUGUGAAGAAUCAAUAUCACAUUUAUUGAAAACUAAACAAGAAAAAAAACCUUGGAGGACAGUUGUACCUUCAAAUGAAGGUGAGACACGCUUUAUGGAUGUUUGUGUUCAGUACACUAAGACAAAUUCAAUUUUAAUUUCUGUUGGAUGUUCUGACGCAGUUCUUAGGUUAUAUAAUUAUGAUACAAACAAUAAAACUUUGAGUUUAAUUGAAGACAAUUUGGACUGCAAUAACUGUAUACUAAAGAUUUUACUUGUUCAAUUAAAUAGUUUUCAUUAUGUUUUAACUACUGAUACAAAAGGAUUUGUUAAUUUUUGGGACAUUUCAAAAUAUGUUGAUAAUAGUGAUGUAGAUCUAAGUUUUACACCUAAGUAUAGACAUUGCUUACACCAAUCUGGUAUAAACUGCUGUGAUUGGUUGGAAAUUGAAAAUAAUUAUGGUUUACUAACUACGGGUGGUGAUGACCAGCGUUUAAGUUUAUCAAUUUUUAACUAUGAGGAUACGGUAUCAUUAAUAUGUAAUGAAUACAUUUGUAUCCAUUGCUCUCAAGUUACAGGUAUAAAAGUAUAUAAUCAAUUUGUUGUAACUGCAUCUGUGGAUCAGAAAAUUAUUUUUUCCUCAUGGAGUUUUGAUUUGAAUUCUAAAACUGUACAAAUAUUACCAUUUGCAUCAUACUUUACAACAGUUGCAGACAUUCACGGUUUAAUAGCUCAUAAGCAAGGAGACGAAGUUAGAGUGAUCGUGUACGGCCAAGGAGUGGAAACGUUUUGCGCAGAUAUGAGUUCACUAACGCAGCCGCAGCCGCCGCCGUCGUCGUCGUCGUCGUCUAUGCAGACGCCUCAGCAGUACAACGUAGAACGAGUGACGCCGGCUUUGGAACUCGGAGAAGGCCCUCACUGGCAUUCGCCGACCCGCAGCUUGUAUUUCGUAGAUCUCCACCAGGGCAAGAUCAACAGAUACCAUCCAGAAUCAAACAGCUUCUUCAGCGCCAAGAUAGAGGGCUACAACGAUGUAACGCUCAUCCUGCCGAUCGAGGACAAGGCUGAUAUGUUCGUGGUCGGUCUGGGCGCUUCGCUCGGCAUAGUGCAGUGGGACGGGCGUUCGAAUACAACUAGUCAGCCUAAGUACGAGAAACUGAUCGACGAGACACCGGGAAAUCGUCUGAACGAUGGAAAAGCGGACGCCACUGGUCGACUGUGGGUCGGAUCCAUGGGUUCGGAGAUGGAGGACAACCCGGGCCACUAUUACAAGCGCCGCGGUUCCCUGUUCUCGGUGGAACUCGAUGGCACCAUCAACAAGCGCUUAUCCAACGUGAGUAUCUCCAACGGUAUGGCGUGGAGUUCGGAUAACAAAGAGUUCUACUAUGUGGACACUUACAAGUUCGCGGUCGAGGCGUACGAUUUCGACAUCAGCACCGGAGACCUAUCCAACGGAAAAGUGAUUUUUGACUUGACAGCCAAUAAAGUCGCCGGCGAUCCGGACGGCAUGACCAUCGACAAAAACGGCAACCUCUGGGUGGCGUGUUUCAACAGCAAUCACAUCUUGAAAAUCGAUCCCGUCACCGGCACGCUGUUGACAACCGUCCAAUUGCCCGCCUAUCAGGUCACCUCGGCCGCGUUCGGCGGACCGAAAUUGGACGAGCUGUACGUGACGACGGCCGGUUACCAGUUAACCGAAGCGCAAAGGGUCAAACGUCCGUAUUCGGGUGCCGUGUUCCGAGUGACUAACACGGGAUCCACCGGCUUCGAAGGCGUGUCCGCCAAAGUACACGUGUGUCCGGAAAAUCAACUGCACACGAUAUGAGAUAAAAUAAUAAAUUAUAAUUUAAUUAUUUAAUUUAUCAUACUUACCGUUGUGUUAAGUAGGUAUUCAGUAUAAUUGUGUAAAUAUUAUCGUUUGAUUGUGUAUAGAUAUCAUGUAUAUGUAUAUUUUUAAUUAAGGACAUUUUUAUAUUAUUAUUAAACCAAAUGCAGCUGCAAGUAUUACAUGCAGAUUUUAAGAAA
This is a messenger RNA of Metopolophium dirhodum (rose-grain aphid), 4375 nucleotides long. RefSeq names its product tRNA (34-2'-O)-methyltransferase regulator WDR6-like. The record is from RefSeq and is a predicted model, not a curated record. Gene Ontology annotation, molecular function: protein binding. The transcript has 20 exons. NCBI's taxonomy places the organism in Eukaryota, Metazoa, Arthropoda, Insecta, Hemiptera, Aphididae. Gene Ontology annotation, biological process: tRNA methylation. Bases 198 to 4175 code for a protein of 1325 amino acids. Gene Ontology annotation, cellular component: cytoplasm.